Cygnus atratus (black swan) is the source of this 3130-nucleotide messenger RNA. It is a transcript of the gene NMNAT2, whose product is annotated as nicotinamide nucleotide adenylyltransferase 2. The record is from RefSeq and is a predicted model, not a curated record. NCBI's taxonomy places the organism in Eukaryota, Metazoa, Chordata, Aves, Anseriformes, Anatidae. Gene Ontology annotation, biological process: NAD+ biosynthetic process. Gene Ontology annotation, cellular component: Golgi apparatus. The coding region runs from base 54 to 977 and encodes 307 amino acids. The transcript is spliced from 11 exons. Gene Ontology annotation, molecular function: nicotinate-nucleotide adenylyltransferase activity; nicotinamide-nucleotide adenylyltransferase activity.
CUCCGCCGCAGCCGCACCGAGACACAAAAAGCGGCUGGGGCCGGGCCGGGGCCAUGACGGAGACCACCAAGACCCACGUUAUCCUGCUGGCCUGCGGCAGCUUCAACCCCAUCACCAAGGGCCACAUCCAGAUGUUCGAGAGGGCCCGCGAUUACCUGCACAAGACCGGGCGGUUCAUUGUCAUCGGUGGCAUCGUCUCGCCUGUGCAUGACUCCUAUGGGAAGAUGGGCCUGGUCUCCAGCCGGCACCGCCUGACCAUGUGCCAGCUGGCCGUGCAGUCCUCCGACUGGAUCCGGGUGGACCCCUGGGAGUGCUACCAGGACACCUGGCAGACCACCUGCAGCGUGCUGGAGCACCACCGUGACCUGAUGAAGAGAGUGACUGGCUGCAUCCUCUCCAACGUCAACACCCCCUCCAUGACCCCCGUGAUCGGACAGCCCCAGAACGAGUCUCCGCAGCCCAUCUACCAGAACAACAAUGUUUCCAACAAGCCCACCGCAGCAAAGAUCCUGGGGAAGGUGGGAGAAAGCCUGAGUCGGAUUUGCUGUGUUCGCCCGCCCAUGGAGCGCUUCACCUUUGUGGAUGAAAAUGCCAACCUGGGGACAGUGAUGAGAUACGAGGAGAUUGAGCUCCGCAUCCUCCUGCUCUGCGGCAGUGACCUGCUGGAGUCCUUCUGCAUCCCUGGCCUCUGGAAUGAGUCUGACAUGGAGGUGAUCGUUGGGGAGUUCGGGAUUGUGGUGGUCCCCCGGGAUGGAGCAGACCCUGAUCGGAUCAUGAACCACUCCUCAAUACUCCGCAAGUACAAGAGCAACAUCCUGGUGGUGAAGGACGACUUGAACCACCCCAUGUCAGUCAUCAGCUCCACCAAAAGCAGACUGGCCCUGCAGCAUGGGGACGGACAUGUCGUGGAUUACCUCUGCCAGCCCGUAAUUGACUACAUCCUCAAGAGCCAGCUCUACAUCAAUGCCUCUGGCUAAGCACCUGAGGCCCUGCAGCAAGACAACCCUGUUGCCCCACGUCCCUACAGCUCUCCAUCACACUUUUCUCUCUCUUUCUGUGUCUCCAUCUCUCUCCCCACCCCACGGCCUCUCACUCCCGGCGCCGACGCUCCAUAGUGCAGCAACAUCUAGCGGCACAGCCCCGUGGGGAAUGGUUUGGUCUCUCUUUUUUUGGGAACUGCCCUCCCCAUCGUGUGUGGGGAGGGAGGGGGACAGAGAUGUGCUCAGUGUGCUCGGGGAGGGAGGCAGCUCUGGCACACCCCCCCCACACAUGUCACUGGGAAAUGGUCCCCCCGAUCCGACCUCCCAGCAUGCUCAGAGCAGGGGCUUCCUCUUUGGCAUCAUCUUACCCUACUUAAGCUCAAUACAUCUAGGUGGACUUUUUUCUUUUUCUUUUUUUUUUUAAAUUAGUUGCAGCGUGAGUCCCAUGAACCUCUUGUCCCAGUGCCCUGCUUCCAAAUGAAUCCUGGUGGGUAGUGGACAGGUGUAACGCAACUGGUUCGGUGCCCCACCACAGGUGGACCUCCUCAGGCCAGCAGUAGGACAACCCAGUCACCAAAAUCCUUCACUUGACCCUAAAAGUUAAGGAGAUGGUAUUUCUGAAGGGGUAAACAUUGUGGCCAAAGCAUUACUUGCUGGAAAGUAUGUCAUGUCUCACCUUUCCUUGGCUGCAAGUGAGCCUAGCUCAUCCCAAGGCAAGCGGAGCUGGGGUGAGGCUAUACUCCAGCCCCCACAUCAGAGGGGAUGGCCCACAGCACCUAGACAGGGACCUGCCAUUUCCAAGGCCAAGAAGUGUGGGAGGAAGAAGAGGGAUGAAGCAGGAGGCAACCCAAAGCCACUGAUGAGAAUUGCCUCAGGCCUGGCUGAGCUUCAUGGAGACUGGGUCUUGCCUCAUCCUCUAGCCUCCAGCUCUCUAUUUCUACCUGUAAACUCCCCCCUUUUCCCUUCACUCCAACCCUUGAGGAGUUUAUUAAAUUCAUGAUAUUUUCACCCUCCCAAACUGGCUUUGGAUAUGCCACACGUCCCCUGGGACAAGCCAGUCUCCUACUUCCAUGCCUGUGAUGUGCCCUGUGUAACCUGCUCAGACAAAUGCCCCAAACCAGGACAGGUAACAUGGAGCAAAAGAAAAUUAAGUCCUGCAGAGACAAGGGUUACUGAAGCGGGCUGCUCUCCUGCUGGGUGUGCCCAAGGUGAAAGGAUCCUGCUUCUCCUGAUGGCUCAGCCUCAUGGAAGGAUGACAGCCGCAAGGAGGAAGGUACAGUCCUGCUCUACUUCUCACCUUCUCCCCCCCUUUGCUCCUUCUAACCAUGUAUCUCCAGUGUCUAUAGCUCCUGGACCCGUUCCCCAAAGACCCGGGCUGACGAGGCCUAGGGAACCCCCCGCCACAGCACGCCUGCUCUCUAUGAUCCCUAGGGCAGCGCUGUGACCAGCUGCUGAUCCCCAGCAAGGGCCAGUACUGUGCUGUCACACAUAAAGGCUGAGACUCCUCCAGGGUGUCUCAGGGAAAGAGCUGAAUUUACUUCUUCUUCCUUAAAAUCUACAAAGAGUCACGAGCUGGAAGCUUCAAAGACGGAAGCUUCCAAGACGAGACACUGCACUAAGCGUGGUGACCUGCUGGACACUGCUGCCCUGUGCUGUAAAUUUGCCACAGCCCCCUCCAGAGAAGGUAGCUGGCAUCUCUGCAACAGCAAGCGACCUCGGGCAAGACAACAUUGCCUACAAACCCCAGGUCCUCACGGCGCACAGGGCUUCAUGAGCAGCAGCUAGCGGCUCCGCAGAGGAAGGCCCAGCCAAGUCCCAGAAGGGAAAGCAUGAGAGAGAGAUGUGACAUGGGCUGCCCAAAGGCCAGAAGAGGUCUUCCCCUGUCAGGGAUUUCCCUCCACGUGAAGGCUAGAUCAGAAAUGGCUGUGAACGUGGCAGCUUGCCAACAAGCUGAAUCCCACAGCUCCAGCUCUGCUAUCUGCAGGCAGUUGUGUACAUACCUUGAGGGGUGUGGAGAUACGGGAAAAACAAACCAGAGAGGGUGGCCAGAGCAUGCAGGAAUCAGCACGCAGAGAUGACUCUUCUCCUGAGAUGUCCUUCUGCUAGUUUGAGCUGCUAACCAACAUCCUACUGAGCCCCCUUAGCUAACG